Iphiclides podalirius (scarce swallowtail) is the source of this 1068-nucleotide messenger RNA. The record is from the annotation of a GenBank genome assembly. NCBI's taxonomy places the organism in Eukaryota, Metazoa, Arthropoda, Insecta, Lepidoptera, Papilionidae.
AUGUCCUAUAGAGAUUUAAGAAACUUCAUCGAAGAUAUGCGCGUAUUGGGCUGUCCGCAGCAGGUCUCGAUGGAGAGUUUCAGGGGUCCGAAUUGGCCCCUCCUGGAGAGUUGCGUGCGUUGGUUGGCGGCGCGAGUCGAUCCCGAUGCGGCGCUGGGCGGCUCCGCAGACACGCUUGAGGGGCGAGUGGCGCUGGUGUCGCACGCCCUAGAGCUGUUUGUACCGUUCGAAGUACCCGCAUCCACAAGACUCCCCGCAUCCGACAGGCCGGCGUACCAGUCGGAGCUGACCGCCCUGGAGCGCGAGCUGGAGGCGCUGUGGGACCGGUACGUGCUGCGCUACCGCUGCGUGGAGGCCCUGAAGCAGCAGCUCAGCGUGCUGGAGCGGGCGCAUUCGGAGCAAGAUAUGAAAAAAAAAAACGUCCGUAUUCUUAUUUACUCGGUGCUACAAAACCAUAGGCAUUUGAGCGAUUAUGCUAAUGUGUUACUAUUAUGUGAUCCUAUCGCACCCAAUGAUCGUGGUCGUUGUGUGGUCGUGGUGCGGUCGUGGUGUGGUCGUGGCGUGGUCGUGGCGUCGGCGCAGGCGGCGGCGGAACAGCAGGCUGCCGUCAUGCAGCUCAUCCACAAAUAUGAGGCGGAGGACGUCCUCGGCAAGCUCAGCGCCACAGACGAUGAGGAUUCGAGCGAGGCCAGCAGCAGCAGUGGGCAGAGCGGGGGCAGCGGUGGCGGGGGGGCCGCGGCGGGAGGGGGGGGCACCGCCCGCACCCAGGCCACGCACGCGGCUGCGCAUCAACACGGCCGGGGGGCGCCGCGGCGAGCUUUCGGCUCGAUGGCGGCGCGCGACUCGCUGGACGACGUGCGCCCCGACUCGGGCUCCGAUUCGCCCCGCGACUUAGGGCGGCGGGUGAGGGCCGCGGGGGGAAGGCCGGGCACGCGGACCCUAGCCGGAGCGGACGAUUACGCCGACUUUGGAGAGGGCAACGAUGCGAUAAGGGACGUGGGCUUGGAUUCGGAGAGCUCCUCGGACAGCGAGCUGCAACGCGCCGCCGCGCUCACCGACGACGAAUUU